AUGUUGUUGUUAAACUUAGGACUGGUUAUUUGCGCAGCUGGGAUUUGGGCAAGCACGGGCCUAGAUACCAGGCCAAAUAACAGCCACGAGCAAAUUUUGGUCAGCGGCGCUAUAUGGACGCAAAUUUUGCUACCGAUAGGCCUAAUAAUAUCAGCAAUUGUGGACGAAAAGUUGGAUAUUUUUGUGCACCUGUAUUACUUGUUAGCUGGUUGUGUUGUUUUGGUCUUGCCUGGUUUAUUGCUGAUUAUCGGCGAACUUAGAAAGCUUGAAGAAACCAACAGUCAAGACAGAUCUCUUUCCACGAUACAUCCUGCAGCACUACUGCUUAAACCUUUUGACAAAAUAUAUUUUAGUAUCGGAGUUCUAUUGCUUUUGGCAUCGGUGAUUACAUUCGUCGACUUGAUUCUAGUAAUUUUUUGA
This is a messenger RNA of Bicyclus anynana (squinting bush brown), 420 nucleotides long. RefSeq lists its product as uncharacterized. NCBI's taxonomy places the organism in Eukaryota, Metazoa, Arthropoda, Insecta, Lepidoptera, Nymphalidae. Bases 1 to 420 code for a protein of 139 amino acids. The transcript is spliced from 3 exons. The record is from RefSeq and is a predicted model, not a curated record.